Messenger RNA from Rhinolophus ferrumequinum (greater horseshoe bat), 2605 nucleotides. RefSeq names its product protein tyrosine phosphatase non-receptor type 11 (gene PTPN11). The coding region runs from base 210 to 2003 and encodes 597 amino acids. Gene Ontology annotation, biological process: protein dephosphorylation. Gene Ontology annotation, molecular function: protein tyrosine phosphatase activity. The transcript is spliced from 16 exons. The record is from RefSeq and is a predicted model, not a curated record. Lineage: Eukaryota; Metazoa; Chordata; Mammalia; Chiroptera; Rhinolophidae.
CGGGGGCGAAGGAGGAGCGAACCGGGCUUGGGGGGCGGCUGCACAGUCUCCGGGAUCCCCAGGCCUGGAGGGGGGUCUGCGCGCGGCCGGCUGGCUCUGCCCCGCGUCCGGUCCCGAGCGGGCCUCCCUCGGGCCAUCCCGAUGUGACCAGGCCCAGCGGAGCCUGAGCGAGGAGCGGGUCCGUCGCGGAGCCGGAGGGCGGGAGGAACAUGACAUCGCGGAGAUGGUUUCACCCAAAUAUCACUGGCGUGGAGGCCGAAAACCUACUGUUGACAAGAGGAGUUGAUGGCAGUUUUUUGGCAAGGCCCAGUAAAAGUAACCCUGGAGACUUCACCCUUUCCGUUAGAAGAAAUGGCGCUGUCACCCACAUCAAGAUUCAGAACACUGGUGAUUACUAUGACUUGUAUGGAGGGGAGAAGUUUGCCACUUUGGCUGAGUUGGUUCAGUAUUACAUGGAACAUCAUGGGCAAUUGAAAGAGAAGAAUGGAGACGUUAUUGAGCUCAAAUAUCCUCUGAACUGUGCAGAUCCUACCUCUGAAAGGUGGUUUCAUGGACACCUCUCUGGAAAAGAAGCAGAGAAGUUACUAACUGAGAAAGGAAAACACGGGAGCUUUCUGGUACGAGAGAGCCAGAGCCACCCUGGAGAUUUUGUUCUCUCUGUCCGAACUGGUGACGACAAGGGGGAGAGCAGUGACGGCAAGUCCAAAGUGACCCAUGUCAUGAUCCGCUGCCAGGAACUGAAAUACGAUGUUGGUGGAGGAGAACGGUUUGACUCUUUGACCGAUCUUGUGGAGCAUUACAAGAAGAAUCCCAUGGUAGAAACAUUGGGUACAGUGCUACAACUCAAGCAGCCCCUCAACACAACGCGUAUCAAUGCUGCUGAAAUAGAAAGCCGGGUUCGAGAACUAAGCAAAUUAGCCGAGACCACAGAUAAAGUCAAACAGGGCUUUUGGGAAGAAUUUGAGACACUACAACAACAAGAGUGCAAACUUCUCUACAGCCGUAAAGAGGGUCAGAGGCAAGAAAAUAAGAACAAAAAUAGAUAUAAAAACAUCCUGCCCUUUGACCAUACCAGGGUUGUUCUGCAUGACGGUGAUCCCAACGAGCCCGUAUCAGAUUACAUCAAUGCAAAUAUCAUCAUGCCUGAAUUUGAAACCAAGUGCAACAAUUCAAAGCCCAAAAAGAGUUAUAUUGCCACACAAGGCUGUCUGCAAAAUACGGUGAAUGACUUUUGGCGGAUGGUGUUUCAGGAGAACUCCCGAGUGAUUGUCAUGACAACAAAAGAAGUGGAGAGAGGAAAGAGUAAAUGUGUCAAAUACUGGCCCGACGAGUAUGCUCUAAAAGAAUACGGGGUCAUGCGUGUUAGGAACGUCAAAGAAAGUGCCGCCCACGACUAUACGUUAAGAGAACUUAAACUUUCAAAGGUUGGACAAGCUCUACUCCAGGGGAAUACGGAGAGAACGGUCUGGCAAUACCACUUUCGGACCUGGCCGGAUCACGGAGUGCCCAGUGACCCCGGGGGCGUGCUGGACUUCCUGGAGGAGGUCCAUCAUAAGCAGGAGAACAUCGUGGAUGCGGGACCGGUGGUGGUUCACUGCAGUGCUGGAAUUGGCCGGACAGGGACAUUCAUUGUGAUUGAUAUCCUUAUUGACAUCAUCAGAGAGAAAGGCGUCGACUGUGAUAUUGAUGUCCCCAAAACGAUUCAGAUGGUGCGGUCUCAGAGGUCGGGGAUGGUGCAGACGGAAGCCCAGUACCGGUUCAUCUAUAUGGCCGUCCAGCAUUAUAUCGAAACACUACAGCGCAGGAUUGAAGAAGAGCAGAAAAGCAAGAGGAAAGGGCACGAAUAUACAAAUAUUAAGUAUUCCCUAACGGACCAGACAAGUGGAGAUCAGAGUCCCCUCCCGCCUUGUACCCCAACACCGUCCUGUGCAGAAAUGAGAGAAGAUAAUGCUCGAGUCUAUGAAAACGUGGGUCUGAUGCAGCAGCAGAAAAGUUUCAGAUGAGAAGACCCACAGAGACCUCGACACAGAAAUAGAUGUGGACUUCACCCUCUCCAGAAAAAGAUCAAGAACAGAUGCAAGAAAGUUUAGGUGAAGAAUGAACUUGAAUUUGGAAGGCUUGCGUUGUGGUUAACUGACUACCUUUGGAUAAGCAAAAUUUGAAACCAUUUAAAGACCACUGUAUUCUAACUCAACAAUACCCGAUUUCCAGUUACUCAUUUCCUCAGAUAAGAAGAAAUCAUCUCUACAAUGUACACAGUGUUAUAUUUUAUAGAAUUUUAUUUUCAAUUGAGGAAGCAGUUAAAGUGUGCUCCAUAUUUUACAGAGGGUGGUGAUUCAAAUUCUAGCAUGUUUUUCUUUUUAUAACCUUAACAAAUCUAAUGUUUUUCUCUCUUUGUGGGGGAUGAUAGGGCACUUGUUAGAGGAAAAACGGGGAAAAUUAAGUGACCACAUCCUUCAGAACAAUUUCAUUUCUCAUCCCGUAUCCAGUAGUGGAUAAUUCAUUUUGAUGGCCUCUUUUUUUUGGCUAAAUGAUAAUGAAGUCAGUGCCCCAGACUGUCAGAAGUUGACCAUCUUCCUUUGCAUUGCCAUUAAAAAAUCAUGGG